UCUGAGAACCAUCCCUCAGUGAUCACAGUGUAUGGAGUUGACCUGACUCUGGGCUGCCUGUUCCCUUCUGAUGGUCGAGGAGAUCUGCUGUAUUCACUCUGUGAACACCACUGAUGCGAUUGUGACAGGAAGUAUGACCUCAUUCUGCUGCCCUGCCUCUAGUUCGGAAAGGCUGAUAUUGAAAGUAAACAAGGUCCGUGAGACUAGCUCCCAAGAAUGACAAGCUAUUCUAUUCUAGGAAGCGGCUGAAAGAUCCAGAAGCCCCUGACGACCAAAUUGCCCUGUGAAUGUGGCAGGGACAUGAUCAGCUCCCACCAGAAGGGAAGACGGGAUGCCCUUUGGGAAGUCACUUCUGCACCUGUUGACAUUCUGAUGGGAUUUUUCAGUUGAAGAACGGCUUGGUCCAGCUUUCUGCACUACCAACCCCAGGGAAGCUUCAUAUUUCAGAAAUCCUCCUGUCAUUUAUCAGUUGGAAGAAGAGCCUGGGGACUCCCUGUGGAGGAAUAUAAAAAAAAAAAAUCUGUGAAGUUUGAACGAGCGGCCUUCUCAAGAUGGACCGAGACUCUCCACUGAUGUCGACACCAGUAGCAAAUAACUCCAGGUCAGACGAAGGGCCUUCUGGAAAGCUGUCCCCGACAUGCCUUUUCCCAAGCUUUACUUAUGACUUCCUGGAUGGAGACAAUUCUUUUGAAUGCUGCUCCAUAGACCCCCUGACAGGCUCCCACUGUAUCUGCCGCAGAAGCCCCCGACUCCUCACCAAUGGCUACUACAUUUGGACGGAGGACAGUUUCUUCUGUGACCCAGAUGGCCACAUCACACUGAACCCCUCCCAUACCAGUGUGAUGUACAAGGAGAACUUAGUUAGAAUAUUUAGAAAGAAAAAGAGAACCCACCGUUCUCUUUCUUCUCUCUUGGACCCCAGAGCCUCUAAGUCUUGGCUGCAUGGAAGUAUCUUUGGAGAAGUUGACUCACUCCCAAGUGAGGAUCUCUGGCUGGAUGGAAUCAGGAGCCUUGGAAGUGAUCUAGACUGUUCUCUGAGUGAUGGAUGGGAGUCUCAGAAGCCAAUCACAGACACUUCAGAAUCCUCCUCUUCUGGCUACAUCCUGCCUCAGUCUCUCAGAGAAAGCCAAAGUUCCUCUCUUCAACUUCAAAUGAAAGCAUCAGGGCACUUCGAAAAGAACAGUUUGGUUCAUUCAAGAGCUGGUUUGAUGCAUAAGGUCUCCUUUCAGGCAAUCCUCCUAGCAGUGUGCUUAGUCAUUUCUGCAUAUGCAAGAUGGUUUGUGGGAGGAGAAUUAGCCAGCAUCAUUACAUGUGCAUUGCUGAUCACAAUCAUUGCUUAUGUUGUGAAAUCACUGUUUCUCAACCUUGCCAGCUAUUUCAAAGCUACCUCCUGUGCUAGAUUUGACAGCACUUGAGGAAUACAUGUGAUGCAUGUCUUCGCUCUGAAUACCUGGAAACAGUAAUUUGGAGUCUUCUUG
Mus pahari (shrew mouse) is the source of this 1478-nucleotide messenger RNA. It is a transcript of the gene Tmem71, whose product is annotated as transmembrane protein 71. Lineage: Eukaryota; Metazoa; Chordata; Mammalia; Rodentia; Muridae. The transcript is spliced from 10 exons. Bases 552 to 1415 code for a protein of 287 amino acids. The record is from RefSeq and is a predicted model, not a curated record.